Diabrotica virgifera virgifera (western corn rootworm) is the source of this 1221-nucleotide messenger RNA. RefSeq lists its product as uncharacterized. The record is from RefSeq and is a predicted model, not a curated record. Bases 25 to 1221 code for a protein of 398 amino acids. The transcript has 2 exons. NCBI's taxonomy places the organism in Eukaryota, Metazoa, Arthropoda, Insecta, Coleoptera, Chrysomelidae.
AAAGCAAUCAGUUCUGCUUAUUCUAUGGAGGUUCAAAGGGAUGUCGAUUCUGCUAAUAUUAAGAGCUUAGACGUCAUGAAAAAACUUAUCGAUGAUCAAUGGGCGUUAGAAAUAUCGACUGAAGCUGGACAGAAUAUUCAAAUCAAUCGAUUUAAUAAACCGACCCUGAUUCCCAUGGCUGAGGAUAUUGCUAAAAUGAAGACUUAUCUGGAUGAGCUUAUAACAUCUUCAAUAACUCACCUGGAUGAAAAUGUGAAUAACACACAAGCGUACAAAUGUCUGCUCGAAGGUACAUAUUGCAGCUUACUACUUUUUAAUAAGAGACGAGUAGGGGAGCUGCAGAGAUUACCUUUAGAUAUUUAUUUAAAACAUCAUGAUUCUCAAUCUUCUAAAGAGUUUGAGAAAGUCCUAACAGAAACCGAGAAAAUUUUAGUUCACUCUUUAAAACGCAUAGUAAUAAGAGGUAAGAGAGGUAGAGGCGUACCUGUUCUGUUUGACAAAUUGACCAAAAGUGGAGUUGACACUUUAAUUAAAUAUAGGAAUAAUUUUUUUACCUCUUACAACGAAUACCUAUUUGGCAUACCGAAUACUAUUAACUGCAUCAGUGGAUAUCAUGUUCUCAGAAAGCAUGCUUCUAAGGUGUUGAAUGAUGCAAACAAAAUCACUACCCUCACGUCAACUCGCCUCAGAAAACACUUAGCAACAAUAAUACAAAUUUUAAAAAUGGAAAAGGGUGAACUAGAACAACUAGCAAAAUUUAUGGGGCAUACCUCAAAAACUCAUGAUGAGUGGUAUCGUCUCCCGUCAGACAUUUACCAAACCGCAAAAGUUUCCAAAAUAUUAUUGCUCGCUCAAAACACUAAUAUUGACCAAUAUAAAAAUCGAAAUUUAAAUGAGAUUGAAGUCGAUAACGAGAUAUUGGAAGACGCAGAAGAAGCUGAUAGUGACGAAGAAAAUACUAAUCAACCUAUUCUUCAACAAAAUGAAGUAAACAUCCCGUCACAAAAUAGAAUAAAGGAGAAAGGUAAACGUAUUUUAGUUCCAUGGACAAAAGAGGAAAAAGAACUUACGCAAAAAUUCUUUGCACGUCAUAUUAAGAAGAAAAUUCCGCCAAAAAAAAUGGAAGUUUUAAAUUUGGUAGAAAAGUAUCCAAAUGUUUUAAAAAACAGGAAAUGGGACACAAUAAAAGUAUUUGUACAAAAUAAAUAUAAAUCACAAUAA